Sphenostylis stenocarpa is the source of this 417-nucleotide messenger RNA. The record is from the annotation of a GenBank genome assembly. NCBI's taxonomy places the organism in Eukaryota, Viridiplantae, Streptophyta, Magnoliopsida, Fabales, Fabaceae.
AUGGCGAGGCUUCUUCUCACCUCUUCCAUGCACAACCCUCUCUUCUCGUCCAUGCCCUUCACCCUUUUCUUUCUUAUUUUUUCUCUCAUGUCUGUAUUUUCUGUCAUAACUUUUCUCUGCGGUUCUGAGAAGAUGAAGAAGCUCCACAUCCAAGCUGAGAAAGCAACAACAACGAGGUCGAAUUCGAAGGAGAAAAGGCUGGUUUCGAAGCUGAACAGCAACCUCGGCAACAGGGCAGUCUCCAUGGUGAAGAUGCUGCCGUGGAUGAAGGUGCAGGCAGAGGGAGAAGUUGCAGGAGAUUACAAUAGUGACCAUGAUGAAGAAGCCCUUUGGAGGAAGAACAUCUUGAUGGGAGAAAAGUGUCGUCCUCUUAACUUUUCUGGGAAGUUUGAGAAUGACUUUGAAGGCAAGAAUUAA